Messenger RNA from Budorcas taxicolor (takin), 2316 nucleotides. RefSeq names its product OTU deubiquitinase with linear linkage specificity (gene OTULIN). The transcript is spliced from 7 exons. Gene Ontology annotation, molecular function: cysteine-type deubiquitinase activity. Lineage: Eukaryota; Metazoa; Chordata; Mammalia; Artiodactyla; Bovidae. The coding region runs from base 94 to 1152 and encodes 352 amino acids. Gene Ontology annotation, biological process: protein linear deubiquitination. The record is from RefSeq and is a predicted model, not a curated record.
ACGGCCGCAGCCCGGGCGCCCCGACGGGAGGGGCUCCGGAUCACUGGGAGGCGGCCGAAGCCCUGCGGCGCCGCCGCCGCUAGCGGCGGCCCCAUGAGUCGGGGGACGAUGUCUCAGCCCGGAGCGUGGCCAGGCGCUAGCUGUGCCGAGAAGCCGGCAUGGGAGGCGGGGGCCGCGGCGCCGGAGGGCGGGAAGUCUGCGGCCGGCGGGCCACCGCGGGUCGCGGUGCGGUGCCCGUCCCAGCACGAGGAGGACAUGUAUCGUGCGGCGGAUGAAAUAGAAAAGGAGAAAGAAUUACUUAUACAUGAAAGAGGGUCAUCAGAACCUAGAUUAAGCGUAGCUCCUGAAAUGGAUAUCAUGGACUACUGCAAAAAAGAAUGGAGGGGAAAUACGCAAAAAGCAACAUGUAUGAAAAAGGGCUACGAGGAGGUGUCUCAGAAAUUCACCUCCAUCAGGCGAGUCCGUGGAGAUAACUACUGUGCACUGAGGGCCACACUGUUCCAGGCCAUGAGUCAGCCAGCGGCGCUGCCCUCCUGGCUGCAGGACCCGGAGCUCACGCUGUUACCAGAAAAGCUCAUAAGCAAAUACAGCUGGAUCAAGCAGUGGAAGCUGGGACUGAAAUUUGAGGGGAAGAGCCAGGACCUGGUGGAUAAAAUUAAGGAGUCCCUCGCUUUACUGAGGAAGAAGUGGGCAAGCCUGGCUGAACUGAGAACUGCGGAAGCAAGGCAGAUGGCUUGUGAUGAACUGUUCACAAAUGAAGAAGAGGAGUACAGCCUCUAUGAAGCUGUAAAGUUCCUAAUGCUGAACAGAGCCAUCGAACUCUAUGAUGAUAAAGAGAAGGGAGAGGAAGUGCCGUUUUUCUCUGUGCUUCUCUUUGCUCGGGAUACGUCGAGUGACCCUGGGCAGCUGCUGCGGAACCAUCUGAACCAGGUGGGGCACACUGGCGGCCUGGAACAGGUCGAGAUGUUCCUCCUGGCUUAUGCUGUGCGCCACACCAUCCAGGUGUAUCGGCUCUCCAAGUAUGGCACUGAGGAGUUCGUCACGGUCUACCCCACCGACCCCCCCCGGGACUGGCCGGUGGUGACCCUGAUCGCCGAGGACGACCGGCACUACAACAUCCCCGUCCGAGUGUGCGAGGAGACCAGCCUGUGAGCUGCGCUUAGCCUGCCUGGCCACGUGGCUGAGGGGCGCAGGCAGCCCCUCGCUGGGGCCUUGGGCCUGCAGGUCCCUGAGCCCGACCUCUGAGGACACCUGGGCCCGUUUAGCCUCACCAGACUGGAAUGUUCUGGGGACUAGCUUUGGCAAAUCAUAAGUAACCGCGAUUUUUAACCCCUCAUCUGUGACACAGUACGUUCCCGUGGGGGCCUUCAGAGCACACCUGUUAAAAGGUGCAAACUACACCUCCUCCAUAAAACAGAUACUUUUAUAUCAGAGGAGUCGCAUCCUGGACAGAAAAGUGUCCAAAGCGCGCUCUCAUAGUAAACUGGCUUUCAAUUUUUUUUUUUAAAAAGGUGGUAACUUUUGUUCUGGUGGUCACGGCGUCUGCGGUGCCCUUUCUCUACAUCUAUGCAAUUGGUUUACGCGGUAGAAGUCGGGCAGAGCCUGCCAACAGCCCAGCAUCCUCUGCUAGUCUCACCCAGCAAUGGUUUGAAUCCACAUGUUAAUUAAAGCUCUUGUAAGCUGAGUGUCUAAUAGAAGAAUCAACUGGGUCCAAAAGCGAGCUGCUUAAAGGCUGGAGACGGGGUUGCAGGAGGAAGCAGCGGCCCCAGGACUCUGUUGCUCUGCCAAGACGUGCCAGGCGCCUGUGGUUUCGGACACCCUGGCUCGGGAGCCUGGUAUGGGGGUGGGUGGUCAGCAGGAAAGCCCCUGGGAUCAGGGGCUGUUCCUUCAUCUGCAGUUCCACAGAUUCACCAUCGUCUAGUCAGAGUCAAGCUUAGACCCGUGUGCGUUUUUAGCGGAAGCCAAGGCCAGUUAAUGAGUUUCUGGAGAGUGCUUCCAUUGCCAGGUUCCUGUCCCGCAUCUGUUGGGGGGGAUGAGUUAGCAGCAGAGGGUCUCCGGUUUUCAUGAGUAAGUUUUCAGUACAAGAACAUGCUUAACACUGACUGCAGAAGCAUGGCCGAGCUGCACCCUUGGUUGAGUUUGGGAUGCCCAGGGGAGGCAGCAUUCUGGCCACGAAUGGUGGCCUUGCCUAGUCAGUCACAGGCUAGGGUGGUGCCUGAGAGGCAGGGGUCGGCUCGGGCAGCCCAGUAGAGCCUUGUCUGCAUCAGGGCCCGAAUCCCUGUGGUGUGUGGACACCUCACUCUUUCAGACUAUCAG